AUGUGGGCACUGGGCGUGAUCACUUACAUAAUGCUCUGUGGAUUCGCUCCAUUUCGGAGCGCGGAUCGAAGCCAGUCCAAAUUGUUCGAGGCAAUCAAAAGGGGCAUUUUUGUCUACCUGAGCCCAUAUUGGGAUCCAAUUUCGCAAAGUGCCAAAGAUUUGAUCAAUCGGCUUCUGGUUGUCUCACCAAAACGAAGACUCAGUGCGCAAGAAACACUAGUCCAUCCUUGGGUGUUUAGUGAAGGGGUAGUCUGUCGUUCAGACGAUUUACACUCAUCAUCCGCGUUCGAACAACGACGUCUGGCAUAUCAAAUGGAGCUGGAAAACCAAGCAAAUCUGGUGGCAUUGGAAAGACAACGAUCACCCAAUCGUUCGGUCACAAAGCUAGACAGUAAUUCAGGGUCCUGUGCACUACCCCGCAUUGAACCAAAUCACCUCCAUCUUUCAACUGGAAAAAAUAACAGACCUGCUAAUUCCUAUUCCCCGUCGGCCGUACACCUUCCUUCUUUGCCCAGUUUGCGAUAG
This is a messenger RNA of Echinostoma caproni, 525 nucleotides long. The record is from the annotation of a GenBank genome assembly. Lineage: Eukaryota; Metazoa; Platyhelminthes; Trematoda; Plagiorchiida; Echinostomatidae.